UGGAGCCCGAGGUCCCCGUGCGGCCGGGGCCUGGCGCCCUAAGGGGAAGAGCGGCCCGGCCCGAGCCAUGACGGACGGGAUCCUUGGAAAGGCAGCCACAAUGGAAAUCCCCAUCCAUGGGAACGGUGAAGCUGGGCAGCUUCCUGAGGACGAUGGGCUGGAGCAGGAUCUCCAGCAGGUGAUGGUGUCAGGACCAAACCUGAACGAAACCAGCAUUGUGUCUGGUGGCUAUGGGGGCUCUGGUGAUGGACUCAUCCCCACAGGGUCUGGCCGCCAUCCGUCUCAUAGUGCCACUCCCACUGGCCCUGGAGAUGAAGUAGCUCGGGGCAUUGCUGGAGAGAAGUUUGACAUCGUCAAGAAAUGGGGCAUCAACACAUACAAGUGCACAAAGCAGCUGUUAUCAGAGCGAUUUGGCCGAGGCUCUCGAACAGUGGACCUGGAACUAGAGCUGCAGAUUGAAUUGCUGCGUGAGACGAAGCGCAAGUAUGAGAGUGUCCUGCAGCUGGGCCGGGCACUGACAGCCCACCUCUACAGCCUGCUGCAAACCCAGCAUGCACUGGGUGACGCCUUUGCUGACCUCAGCCAGAAGUCCCCAGAGCUUCAGGAGGAAUUUGGCUAUAAUGCAGAGACACAAAAGCUUCUGUGCAAGAAUGGGGAGACGCUGCUUGGGGCUGUGAACUUCUUUGUCUCUAGCAUCAACACAUUGGUCACCAAGACCAUGGAAGACACACUCAUGACUGUCAAACAAUAUGAGGCCGCCAGGCUAGAGUAUGAUGCCUAUCGGACAGACUUAGAAGAGCUGAGCCUAGGCCCUCGAGAUGCAGGGACACGGGGCCGACUUGAAAGUGCCCAGGCCACAUUCCAGGCCCAUCGGGACAAGUAUGAGAAGCUUCGGGGAGACGUGGCCAUCAAGCUCAAGUUUCUGGAAGAAAACAAGAUCAAGGUGAUGCACAAGCAACUGCUGCUGUUCCACAAUGCCGUGUCCGCCUACUUUGCUGGGAAUCAGAAACAGCUGGAGCAGACCCUGCAGCAGUUCAACAUCAAGCUUCGACCACCAGGAGCUGAGAAACCCUCCUGGCUAGAGGAGCAGUGAGCUGCUCACAGCUCAACCUGGUUAUCAAGAAGGACAUUGGGAGGGGCAGCCCCAGGGUUGGGGAGAUUGGACAUAGGACAUCCCCUGCCACCUGCCCUCUGGCUUGGGCUCCCUCUUCCUGGCUGGUGCCUGACACCAGUUUUGCCCAAGCUGCUGUAGGGAGGGGACCAGCAGGCCCAGCAGCUGCCACCCUGUCCUAUAUACUCCUGGCCACUGGGCUACAUUCCCAGAACUUUUCCUUCCACUUCAUAGCCAAAGGCUAUGACAAAAUCACUCCCUGGCCAAUGGCAUCACUCCUCAGGCCUAUACCCAGUUCCUGGGGUCUGCCCCUUGACCAAUGGCAGAACCUCAAAAGGCCCUGUCAACCAGUGGCAGCUCAUCGUGGGCUCCUCUGGACCAAUGAUGUUGCCUCCAAUAUCCUUUGUCCCUCCUCUAUGCGUGCCCAUUGCAGAGAAGGGGACUGGGACCAAAGGGGUGGGGAUAAUGGGGAACACCCAUUUCUGGCCUUGCAUCUGAACGGGCCUCCCCCCAACCUACCUGGUUUAAUUGUGCUUAGAGCCCUGGAAGAUUGGGGUCUAGCACUAGGAAUAAACCUUUCAUAAAA
This is a messenger RNA of Elephantulus edwardii (Cape elephant shrew), 1697 nucleotides long. RefSeq names its product ADP-ribosylation factor interacting protein 2 (gene ARFIP2). Gene Ontology annotation, biological process: intracellular protein transport; regulation of Arp2/3 complex-mediated actin nucleation. The coding region runs from base 68 to 1093 and encodes 341 amino acids. The record is from RefSeq and is a predicted model, not a curated record. Gene Ontology annotation, cellular component: trans-Golgi network membrane. Lineage: Eukaryota; Metazoa; Chordata; Mammalia; Macroscelidea; Macroscelididae. Gene Ontology annotation, molecular function: protein domain specific binding; phospholipid binding. The transcript has 7 exons.